Messenger RNA from Manihot esculenta (cassava), 1722 nucleotides. RefSeq lists its product as uncharacterized. The transcript has 3 exons. NCBI's taxonomy places the organism in Eukaryota, Viridiplantae, Streptophyta, Magnoliopsida, Malpighiales, Euphorbiaceae. Bases 633 to 1469 code for a protein of 278 amino acids. The record is from RefSeq and is a predicted model, not a curated record.
UGGUGACGAAAAACCAACAAUGGGAUUUAUAUAUGAAGCAAUUAAACGAGCAAAAUGGCCAUUAAGCAAAAUUCCAGAAGUUACAUAGACUAAUGGAAAAUUAUUGAUGCUCGUUGAAAUUUUCAAUUACAUCAUGAUUUGCAUGCGACUGGUAAGAAGCACAUAAACUUAAUAUUUAAUACUUUAAUAAUUUCUAUAUCUUAUAAAUUUUAAUAAUAUUUUUAUGAUUUGCAGGAUAUUUUUUGAACCCUCAAUAUCAGUAUGGUCCACACGAUAUUGGAAAUGAUAGUGAAAUUAUGGCGGGUCUUAAAAAUGUUAUUCAAAGGCUAGUGAGUGAUUUGGUAAAUCAAGGCCAUGCAUUGAACCAAACACAACUCUAUAAGCAUAAAAUGGAGAGUUUUGGGUCCGCCUUAGCACAAAAAGCCAUUAAAUUUACUGAUCCAGCUGAAUGGUGGAUACAUUAUGGUGAAAGUGCUCCUGAACUACAAAGAAUUGCAGUAAGAGUGUUGAGCCAAACCACUUCUGCAUCUAAUUGUGAAAGAAAUUAGAGCACUUUUUCACUUAUACAUACAAAGACGAGGAAUAGAUUACGGUAUCAAAAAUUGCAUGCACUCGUCUUUGUUCACUACAAUAUGCGGCUGAAGUUGAGGAAUUUGAGCAGAAAGAGUCAGCAUGAGCUAGAAAAGAGUUAUAAUCCAAUUAAUUUGGAUUACAUUUUCGAGGAAGAUGAUCCACUAAAUCCUUGGUUGGAGGAAAGGGAAAAUCCUGUGCUUGAUGGUGAGGAAAAUCCUUGGCUAGAGGAGGAUGAGCCAAUCACAACACAACAAGUUAAUGCUCCAAGUCAUGGACAUAAUAUUGGAGGCAGUGGUGAUGCUGAACCUGAAGAUUCUUUUAUACUAUCUAGUUCCAGUGAUGAUGAUGAUGGUGGUAGUGGUCAGGGUGGAAGAGGUGAAGGUCAUGGAGCUACUAGUUCAUUACAAUCACAUGAUGAUCCCUCUUCAUAUCAGAGGCAUAGUCCAUCUCCAUCUCCAUCUCCAGCUCCAACUUUGCAACAUACAUAUCACAGAUCCCGUGGUUCUGAUGGUAGCAGUGAUAAGGGAAAAGGUGUUGCACAUGGAGAGUGUUCUAUGGAUACAGAUAAUUAUGGAUAUGGAACUUAUGGUACAAGUGAAUCUUCAAUGGAAGCAACCUCUACUAGUGAUUAUGGAUAUAGAGGAAAUUUUCAAUGGGAAUACUCAAAUCCAUAUCCAUAUCAGCCUCCUCCAUCGUAUUCUGAUUUAUCUUUGUCAGAGCAAUCAUUCUCCCACACUCAAACCCAGUCCAAUCCUAGUGAUCAAUUUGGUAUGGGUUCAUUUUUCAGCUUUGAUCCAUCACAAUACUAUCAAUAUCAUCAAGAUCAAAGCUCUCAAUCACAAGAUGAAGGUGGUGGAUCUACUCAAGAACCUGCUAGACGCUCAUUCUGGUGGUAAUUGAGGUAAGUUACUACAUAUAAUGUUUAAAAUUUAUGUAUUUUAUGUUUAUUUAGGAUAUUUGUAUUUGUUUAUAAGUUGUAUAACUUAAUUUUCAUUAUAUCUUUCAAUAUAUUUUAAUUUCAUGGACUUUACAAAUUUUCUAAAAAAUUUUGCGCCGCGACAGGCCGUUACCGUUACGUUAUGACCGUUACAGGCCUGUUUCCGUUACCCGCGACCAUGACCGCGAACGCGGCCGCGACCGCGAUUUGAA